CCACAUCAAAACAAACCCAAAGUAAGACACAUAGCAAAAGUGACAAUGGCGUUGAAACCACUUUCCAUCUUUGUUGUCUUCUUCAUCUUCUUCUUAGUUAUCUCUGACGUGCCAGAGAUAGAAGCACAAGAUAGCCAGUGUUUGAGGGAAUACGGUGGCGAUGUUGGCUUCAGCUUCUGUGCGCCUCGGAUAUUACCGACGUUUUGUUACACAAGAUGCCGUGAGAACAAGGGGGCUAAAGGUGGAAGAUGCCGUUGGGGACCAGGAACUAACGUCAAGUGCUUAUGCGACUACUGCAACGAUAAACCCUAAUCCCAGUUUCCAAACGAUCGCUAAUACACUAUGGCCGCAAACGCAAAUGCUAUGUUUGAAUAUUUUGGUUUUGUGUGGUAAAUCUAAUAAUGAAUGUGAAUGGUCCCAAAUAAAUGUAUGAGCAUGUAAUAUGAAACAAAGAAUAAUGCAAAAGUACGACUUUCUAUGUGUAAUAAAACAAGUUUGGUAAUA
This is a messenger RNA of Brassica oleracea var. oleracea, 504 nucleotides long. Its product is annotated as defensin-like protein 195. The transcript is spliced from 2 exons. Gene Ontology annotation, cellular component: extracellular region. Lineage: Eukaryota; Viridiplantae; Streptophyta; Magnoliopsida; Brassicales; Brassicaceae. Gene Ontology annotation, molecular function: sodium channel inhibitor activity. The record is from RefSeq and is a predicted model, not a curated record. The coding region runs from base 46 to 312 and encodes 88 amino acids. Gene Ontology annotation, biological process: defense response.